CCCGCAUAGGACGUAUCCUAUUGUUGACGCCCAUUAGCAUCGGAUUUUGCGACCACUGGGACUGGCAAGGCUACCAGAUGGAAAGUGUAUAAAUUCACACCACCACCCCCAAUAUCUGCUGUCUUCAGAGUUCAACAGUUUCGUUUCCACCUCAACUAUACAUUCGCUAAUCACUUUGGAACAAUGCUUUUCUCAAACUUAAAGGCUGCUGUUGUCGCUUUAGCCGCUUCCUCCAUGUUGCCUGGAGCUGACGCUCUUCUUGACGUCGACAUCGGCGCUUUCCUUGACUUCACCAUCGGUGGACCAAAGGGCAACGGUUGUAAGCCACAGAAACACUUCCAAAUUGGUCUUAACGUCGACUUGAACGUCGGUAUCCACUUGAAGAGAGACUUGGACGGUGAACCAAUUCUUGAUUUGGAAGAAGUGGCCAAGAGAGACGGCUGGUUCGUCCCUAAGGCUUCCUUAACCGCGUCUGACAUCACCUUUGUUCAAGACAACAUUUUCAAGGUCACCCUUAACUUCAACACUGUUGUUGCCAACGAAUUGAACCGUAUCUUCGGCCACGGCCAAAGAUCGGUUGUUAUCCAAAACUUGGGUUACGACCAAUCUUCCCUCAACAAGAGAGCCAACGAUGAAGUUGUCAUUGCUGGCCCUGGUGCUCCAUACAACGUUCCAAACAUCUUCAGAUGGUCUGCUAUCGUCUUGGUCUCCGCUUCUAAGCACAACGGUUUGUUCUGUUUGCCAGACGACUUGGAUAUUGCCUUUGAUUUCACCAACAACUCCACCAGUGUCUUGGACCAAUGGAAGUCUCUCUUUGCCCAGAAGUACGCUUACACCUUGGACAAGGACUACAAUGAUGCUAAGCCAGUCAAGAGAGAUGUCGAAAUCCUUUCUAUUGAAAAGAGAGCUCCAUGGGACUCCCCAGUCUUCGAUGCCUUGAAGUCUCAAAGAACUACUUUGCCAAACUUCUGUUGGGACGCUAGCUGUGUUGUUUCCACCUCUUCUUUCCCAUCUUCGUCUUCCACUCCAGCUCCAUCUUCUUCUCCAUCUUCUGCUCCAGCUUCAUCCACCCCAUCUUCUGCUCCAUCAUCCGCUCCAUCCUCGGCCCCAUCAUCUGGUGCUUCUUCUGCUCCAUCAUCUAGUGCUUCUUCUGCUCCAUCUUCCGGAGCUUCUUCCACUCCUUCUGGUGCUUCUUCUGCUCCAUCUUCUGGUGCUUCUUCCACUCCAUCUGGUGCUUCUUCUGCUCCUUCUGGUUCUUCUUCCGCUCCAUCUGGUGCUUCCUCCUCCGGUGCUUCUACUCCAGCUCAAUCCUCCCCAGCUGUUACUUCUUCCCACUCAUACCCAUUCACCACCUACACCACCACUGAAACUUUCGGCUCCACCCAAUCUUCUGGUGUUGUUAUCGUUACCACUGACAGUGCCAGCUCUGUUUACAGCACCACCUCUUUCUUCCCAGGUGAGUCUGACCCAAGCACUGGUGCUGGUGGUGUUUCUACCAAGACCCAACACGGUACUACUGUUGUUACUAUCACUUCUUGUUCCGACCACAAGUGUACUGCUCAGCCAGUUACUACCGGAUGGACUGUUGUUACCGAAGAACACACUUCUUACACCACUUACUGCCCAUUGACUUCUGAAGGUGCUCCAGCUCCAGCUCCAUCCAAGGAAACCCCAGCUCCAGCUCCAGCUCCAUCUAAGGAAGCUCCAGCUCCAGCUCCAGCUCCAUCUAAGGAAGCUCCAGCUCCAGCUCCAGCUCCAUCCAAGGAAGCUCCAGCUCCAGCUCCAGCUCCAUCCAAGGAAGCUCCAGCUCCAGCUCCAGCUCCAUCCAAGGACCAUGUUGUCACCUCUACUGUCAACGGUGAAACCACCUUGGUGACUUCUGCUGCUGCUGAAUCUACCCAUGCUGCCCCAGCCCCAGCCCCAGCUCCAUCUCAAGUUGCUCCAGCCAAGGCUUCUCCAGCCACCACCGCUGCUGCUCCAUCUGUUGCUCCAGCUGAAAACGCUGGUAAUGCUGCCUCCGUCUCCAUCGGUGCUAUCUUCGCUGGUCUCUUGGUUGCCUUCAACUUGUAAGUUUGAAGCCUAAGGACUCCACAAAUAUAAAACUUCAUGAUUAUUUUAAACGGCUGAAUUUUCGCAGCCAUGGUGCAUUUUGACUUUCUUCUAUUUCCAAAUAUUCUAUUCGGUUUAAGUUUACUUAUCUACCGUGCUCCGCUGAGUACUCUUUGGUCUUGUUAUAUACCCCUAUAUAAGUUAUUGCCGGAUUAUCCCUGGCUGUGUCUUUCAUAAUACAUUAUAAUGUUAGUUUGGUUUGCAACCUAUCUUGAAUUGUCCAAUGAUGUGCUACCAUACUAGCAUUAUUGGUAUCUCAGG
Messenger RNA from Suhomyces tanzawaensis NRRL Y-17324, 2370 nucleotides. RefSeq lists its product as uncharacterized. The transcript has a single exon. Bases 184 to 2070 code for a protein of 628 amino acids. The record is from RefSeq and is a predicted model, not a curated record. NCBI's taxonomy places the organism in Eukaryota, Fungi, Ascomycota, Pichiomycetes, Serinales, Debaryomycetaceae.